CGCGCGCCGCCGCUCGCAGGGCCAAAAUGAGUCUCUUCGGCACAACCUCGGGGUUCGGAACUGGCGGGACCAUGUUUGGCAGCCCGACCACGGACAACCACAACCCGAUGAAGGACAUCGAAGUCACGUCCUCUCCGGACGACAGCAUCGGCUGCCUGGCCUUCAGCCCCCCCACUCUGCCCGGCAACUUUCUCGUCGCUGGAUCCUGGGCCAACGAUGUUCGCUGCUGGGAAGUCCAGGACAGCGGGCAGACGAUCCCCAAGGCCCAGCAGAUGCACACGGGGCCCGUGCUCGAUGUCUGCUGGAGUGACGACGGGAGCAAAGUGUUCACAGCGUCGUGCGAUAAAACCGCCAAGAUGUGGGACCUCAAUAGCAACCAGGCGAUUCAGAUCGCGCAGCACGACGCCCCUGUGAAGACCGUCCACUGGAUCAAAGCCCCCAACUACAGCUGCGUGAUGACCGGGAGCUGGGACAAGACUCUGAAGUUCUGGGACACGCGGUCAUCAAACCCCAUGAUGGUCCUGCAGCUCCCCGAAAGGUGUUACUGUGCCGACGUGACCUACCCCAUGGCCGUGGUGGCCACGGCAGAGCGGGGCCUGAUCGUCUACCAGCUGGAGAACCAGCCUUCCGAGUUCCGGCGGAUCGAGUCUCCCCUGAAGCACCAGCAUCGGUGUGUGGCUAUUUUUAAAGACAAGCAGAACAAGCCCACUGGCUUCGCCCUGGGGAGCAUCGAGGGGAGAGUCGCGAUUCAUUACAUCAACCCCCCAAACCCCGCCAAGGACAACUUCACCUUCAAGUGCCACCGCUCCAACGGCACCAACACGUCCGCGCCCCAGGACAUCUAUGCGGUCAACGGCAUCGCCUUCCACCCCGUCCACGGCACCCUGGCCACCGUGGGCUCCGACGGCCGCUUCAGCUUCUGGGACAAGGACGCCCGGACCAAGCUGAAGACCUCCGAGCAGCUGGACCAGCCCAUCGCGGCCUGCUGCUUCAACCACAACGGGAAUAUUUUCACCUACGCCUCCAGCUAUGACUGGUCCAAGGGACAUGAAUUUUAUAACCCACAAAAGAAAAACUACAUUUUCCUGCGGAAUGCUGCCGAGGAGCUAAAACCCAGGAACAAGAAGUAGUGGCCGGAGACCCGGGCCUCGGAGGCGUCUUGUCUCCGCUCUGUUUGGCCACGUCUCCCCACGACUCGGGGCCCAGCUUUCAUGGGGUGUCAGCCCUGGACGUGGCUCUGGGCUCUGGGGAGGCGGGUGUCCAGGCCCUGCCCGUCCUCAGCCAGUGGCGCCCACACGGGGGCACCCUGGGCCCCACCCCAGCACCUCGAACUGUAUUUUGUAAUAAAACGUGUGCGAGA
Sorex fumeus (smoky shrew) is the source of this 1360-nucleotide messenger RNA. It is a transcript of the gene RAE1, whose product is annotated as ribonucleic acid export 1. Gene Ontology annotation, molecular function: RNA binding; ubiquitin binding. Gene Ontology annotation, cellular component: nuclear pore. The record is from RefSeq and is a predicted model, not a curated record. The transcript is spliced from 12 exons. Lineage: Eukaryota; Metazoa; Chordata; Mammalia; Eulipotyphla; Soricidae. Gene Ontology annotation, biological process: transcription-dependent tethering of RNA polymerase II gene DNA at nuclear periphery; RNA export from nucleus. Bases 27 to 1130 code for a protein of 367 amino acids.